This is a messenger RNA of Macrosteles quadrilineatus (aster leafhopper), 1475 nucleotides long. RefSeq names its product mitochondrial genome maintenance exonuclease 1-like. The transcript is spliced from 5 exons. Gene Ontology annotation, molecular function: single-stranded DNA exodeoxyribonuclease activity. The record is from RefSeq and is a predicted model, not a curated record. Lineage: Eukaryota; Metazoa; Arthropoda; Insecta; Hemiptera; Cicadellidae. Bases 196 to 1383 code for a protein of 395 amino acids. Gene Ontology annotation, cellular component: mitochondrion. Gene Ontology annotation, biological process: mitochondrial DNA replication.
CACUUCAAGUUCAAACAAACCCUAACCUAACCCGUAACUUAAAUUUUCUUUCAAUUUUUAAGAGUUAGUUUAAAACAUAAGUAAUUCCACUAAGUUAAACCAUCAAAAGUUGUAUUAAAUAAACUGUGAAUAAAUAACAUGUGUGACUUAUGAAGUGAAUGUGCAAGCAUAACUUAGUAGGCCUAACUCCACAAUAUGAUAUCCUCCCGCUUACUAGCAAAUUUUAAAAUUAUUUGUGACAGUACGCUUUCUACUAGCUUUAGCAGCAGUGGUAAAUUCCAUGUUAUAAAAAUUUUGAACUGUGAAAACAAAUAUUUGUUUGGAAAUCUAAUAGAAACUCAAAAGGAAAGAAGAAAGAAAAUUGUAAAGGAUGUAAAUAAAGCCUUUGAUGAUAAAAGUAUCACCACAAAUUGUAGUGAAGGUACACCCAGAAAUGAAGUUCAUGAUGAUUAUGAAACCGGACCUGCAGAUAAAGAGCUCACUAAGACCAGAGCUAAAAAGUCAAAAUCAUCUAAAAAGUUUACUACAGACGUAGUCAGCCAAAUCCCUAGUAAAAGUGAAUUACCAAAAUUAACAACUGACGAAUUUAUUUUUAAAUCUGCCAUACCAUUGAAUGAAGAAAACUAUCCACUAUCUAACCCCGAAAAAUGUCAGCUUUUUUCUCAAGAGUGUUCUGUCAAAAAUGUUUAUAAUUAUACAUUCAGCGACUCAGCUGUCAAAUCGUUUAUGAAAUUUCCUUCAGUUAGCAAAAUAAUAGAAGAUACCAUGUCGGAUAGAAAUAAACAAAUAUUGGACAGGUGGCGGCAAAAUAUGAUCAAGGAGCUGGGAGAGGAUGGUUUCCGGAAACAAAAUGAAGCCACGAAGGCGCGAGGUGGGGAGUUCCACGCUGCAGUGCUACACAGGGUACUCAACAGAGAGGUGGGGGAGUGUAGUGAGGUGACUAGGAAUGCACUCAACAGUCUGUCGUGGCUGUUAGACGAGGUCACUCAUCCCAUGGCUGUGGAGAGUGUCAUCGCUCAUCCCACACUUGGCUACAAGGGCGUGUUUGACUGUGUGGCGCUGUUCAGAAAUAUUCCUGUGGUAAUAGACUGGAAGUUGUCAGACAAGCCGAAGAAAGAUCUGAAAGACACAUAUGACGCUCCUGUCCAAGUAACAGCUUAUAUUGGUGCCAUUAACCACGACCCUAAUUACAAAUGGGCUGUGGACCAUGGCCUAGUAGCAGUGGCAUACACCAGUGGGGAUCCUUGUGAUGUCUUCCUAUUGGCUCCCAAACACUGCCAGAUCUACUGGAAACACUGGUUACAACGACUGGAAAAGUUCAAAGCUAGAUCACAUCUUCACCUUGACCAUGAAAUUGACGAAAAAGCACUCCAGCUGACAUGACUUGAUCAUUAUUGUUGGUAUUUAUUUAUACAUUGUAUUUUUUUAACGGCUUAUUGCUGGAUGUAAAAUAUAUAUUGUUAUUUAUACAGUUA